Molecule: messenger RNA, 2109 nt
Organism: Copidosoma floridanum
Lineage: Eukaryota; Metazoa; Arthropoda; Insecta; Hymenoptera; Encyrtidae
Source: RefSeq, a predicted model, not a curated record
AUGACGGGCAUGGAUCCAACGACGAGGCUUGCAUGGAAGGAGGAGCUCCAACGGUUGGAGAGUACCGUUUCCAGCUUCAAGUGCACAGUCUUCGGCUGGGUAUUGGCAGACCGUGCCGUCAGGAUCGCUCCAGGUACGUCGGCCGUCUGUGCAGCCGCCCAAACCGACGUGGCUCCGCCUUGGCACAACGAGCUGACUGCUCUGCUACAGCGGUUCUGGGAGACGGAGGAUCCUUCUCAGGCUCACCGCUGCUCAGAUGAGGACAUCGAGUGCGAGCGUGCGUUCGCAGACCACCGACGCGCCACGGACGGGCAGUAUAUCGUGCGCCUCCCGCUGAAGGGCAGCGGUUCACUUCUUCUUGGUGGCAGUCUUCAGAGCGCCAAGGCCUCCUUGGCAGCCCUGCAUCGCUGGCUUCGGCAAAGCCCCGACAUGGCUGUGAAGUACAGUCGAUUCAUGGCUGACUAUCUCGCGAUGGGCCACAUGCGCCCGCUCACCAGCGCUGAGCUUGCAGCUACAGCUGGGCCCGUCAACUACAUCCAUUAUCAUGGCAUCUGGCAGCAUGACGAUCGCGGGGGCAAGCUCCGAGUAGUCUUCAACGCGUCCAACCCGAUUUCCAGUGGUCACAGCUUGAACGACGUCCUCCACGCUGGACCCAGACUCCAAGCCGCGCUCCCAUCGGCUGCCGAUCCCAGCCAGCCUCCAACCCACUACCAGCUGCUCACUGUGACUUACGGCAAGUCGUGCUCGCCUUACCUGUCGCUGCGUACCCUCCAACAGCUAUGCCAGGACGAAGGCCACAACUGGCCCAAAGCUGUGUCAGCCGCCCUAUGUGACCGCUACACCGACGACUUUCUCACUGGGGCCGACGACAUCACCGCGGCUCGGCGCCUCCGCGACCAGCUGAGCGGGCUCAAGAGGGCCAGCGGCUUUCCCCUGCGGAAGUGGGUGGCCAAUGUCCACGAGCUGUUCGACGAUCUGCCUGAGGACGUCCGCUUACGUCCAACCUGGGAGCAGCUCAGCGCUGAAGGCCUCGUCAGCGAGCUCAGGGUCAAGUGGGAUCCACCGUCGGACUGCUUUCAGUUGAUGCCUCCACCACUUCAGCGGCACAGCACAAAGCGAACGUUGCUCGCAUCGCUCGCGGGUCUGUUUGACCCAUGCGGCUGGCUCGCGCCGAUCAUGUUAAAUGCCAAGCUCUUGCUCCAGGAUCUCUGGCGCCCCAGACUGGGCUGGGACGAGCCUGUGCCGAUUUCAAUGACUCGCCGAUGGGCAGCAUUUACCGCCGAGCUCCAGGCAAUCUCCACCUUCACCUUGCCGCGCUGGAUCAGAGUCGGGCCUUUUUCCGAGCUUCACCUGCACGGCUCUUCGGACGCCAGUCGCCGCGCGAUGGCAGCCGUCAUCUACUCUCGUAUCGCGCCCGAGGCUGGGCCAGCGCUCUGCCACAUUCUUCUGGCUUGGACAAAGCUCUCGCCAAUUUGCUCGCUCAAGCUGGGGCCGCAGACAACCGCGCGCAUGACGAUUCCAAGCCUCAAGCUCCGCGCUGCACUGAUUGCCACCAAGCUCCUGCGGGCCGCUGCCGAUGAGCUACGCGUACUUGUCGACCGCUGUCACGCAUGGUGCAGCUCACAGAUCGUUGUGCACUGGCUGCGCUCAGACAGGCCAACCAACAACGUGCUGAUCGACAACUAUGUUGCCCAAAUCCAGGAAAUCCUGCAUUCGUGCGUCUGGCGAUACUUGCCGACCCAGUCAAAUCCAGCCGACCUUGCGACCAAAGCACACAUAGUGCAGUGCCACGAGAAUGCAACGAUUAAAAAUCAAGGAGCCGAGAAGCCGAUCAAAAAGGACAAGAGCAGUUAUAUUCUGCAAGCGACGGUGCUAUCAACCCGCAGGAAGACAGGACUAGGACACCAACUGCGGAUAAUCACAGGAUCAAGGAUCAAGGAGACAAGCGAGAGUGAUAGCGAAGGCCCAAGUAAUAAUAUUACGGCAGACUUGUACAGGCCAGAGCCCAAUAGUAAACAAAAAAAGGAAAAUAGGACGGAACGAAUGUCGGAAUUGGAGCUGGAACCCGAGGGGUGCAAGAAACUAGACGCCCUGGACGAAGAAACAUAA